AUGAACAACAAGAACACCAGAAAUAACGGCAAUAAUGUUAAGAUCGUGAACCCCAAUAACAUUAAUGGUGACAAGGUCAAGAACUCUAGUGGUGCCAAGUUUGUGACCUUCAAGAACUCCAAUGGUCCCAAGAUCAAGAACUCUAGUGGUGCCAAGAGGGUGUUAACUAUUAGUGUGGAGGUUACAGAAAUAAAAAAAAACAACGAAGAUUACAUCGACGGAACGAACGAUCAAGUAAAUAACAACAAAGAAGAUAACGACAACGACGAUGAGGAAGACGACGAAGAAGAUAACAACGACGAAAAAGAUAACGACGACGAAGAAGAUAACGACGACGAAGAAGACAACGACAACGAAGAAGAUAACAACGACGAAAAAGAUAACGACGACGAUGAGGACGACAACAAAGAAGAUAACGACAACGACGAUGAGGAAGACGACGAAGAAGAUAACAACGACGAAAAAGAUAACGACGACGAAGAAGAUAACGACGACGAAGAAGACAACGACAACGAAGAAGAUAACAACGACGAAAAAGAUAACGACGACGAAGAAGAUAACAACGACGAAAAAGAUAACAACAACGAAGAAAAUAACGACAACGAAGAAGAUAACGACAACGAAGAAGAUAACGACAACGAAGAAGAUAACGACGACGAAAAAGAUAACGACGACGAAAAAGAUAACGACGACGAAGAAGAUAACGACAACGAUGAGGACGACAACAAUGGCCCUAAGGUAGUGACAACAUUUCAUCGUCGUCUUCGAAAUCAACCCGACAAGAGAUACAACAGAAGAUAA
Homarus americanus (American lobster) is the source of this 801-nucleotide messenger RNA. RefSeq names its product protein PFC0760c-like. NCBI's taxonomy places the organism in Eukaryota, Metazoa, Arthropoda, Malacostraca, Decapoda, Nephropidae. Bases 1 to 801 code for a protein of 266 amino acids. The record is from RefSeq and is a predicted model, not a curated record. The transcript is spliced from 2 exons.